This is a messenger RNA of Sesamum indicum (sesame), 2134 nucleotides long. Its product is annotated as pentatricopeptide repeat-containing protein At2g30780. The record is from RefSeq and is a predicted model, not a curated record. Lineage: Eukaryota; Viridiplantae; Streptophyta; Magnoliopsida; Lamiales; Pedaliaceae. Gene Ontology annotation, molecular function: protein binding; mRNA binding.
UCUGGCAGCCUACCUUCUCCUCUCACUUCCGAUCUUGAUUUUCCCCAAAACCCCAUCAAAAACCCUAAUCCUCAGAAACCCCAACGGGGCAAAAGAAAAAAUGCAUAAAAUUCUAUACCAUUUCACCUCUAAAUGAUGAAACGAGUGUUGAGAGUUUCCGAAUUCCGGAGAUACCAAACAAUUACCGUUUCCUCCCUCAAUUCCCUUAGUACAAUCACAAAGCCCUCAGUCCCAAAUCAAUUUAUUCGAGAGCAUGUAACUCAAACGCCUCAUAGCAAUGGAAGUCAGACGGUGUUGCCUGAUAUUAUAUCCCUAUUCUCAGAUAAAUGGAGUUAUAAUACUGCCGAGACGAUAUCCAAAGAAAUUCUGAGAGAAAAAGUUGCCAAGUUGAAAGACGAGGUUGUGGAACAAAAAGAUGAUGUGGAGAAACUGGAGAAAGCUUUAGAUGAAAAGGGUGUCUCUCUGUUUAGGAGGUAUCCCGAUGGAUCUGCAGUAGUCGAGCUCUUGACGCAGCUAAAGCCUUUUCCCUAUUUAGCUAUGGAGAUUCUCAACUGGAGGAGGAAACAACUGGACUAUGCUGCACCGAUGACAGUGGAGGAGUAUGCAAAGGGAAUUGCUAUUGCUGGUAGAUUGAAGAAUGUUGAUCUUGCAGUUGAGCUUUUUAAAGAGGCUUCCAACAAACAAUUAAAGGCAACAUCUUUAUUUAAUGCACUGAUGAGUGUUUACACGUAUAAUGGUUUAGUUAUGCGGUGUCAGUCCUUGUUUCACGAUCUAAAGAUGGAAGCCAAGUGUACUCCAUCAAUCAUAACGUACAACAUACUUAUUUCAGCAUUUGGUCGUCUGAUGCUUGUAGAUCACAUGGAAGCAACUCUUAGGGAGAUAAAGGAGUUAAACCUUACUCCGACUAUCCAUACGUACAAAGGUUUAAUUGCUGGUUAUAUUACAGCAUGGAUGUGGGAAGAAAUGGAAAAGACUUACCGAAUAAUGAAAGCAGGCCCGAUCAAACCUGAUAUAGAUAUCCAUCUGCUAAUGCUUCGAGGAUAUGCCCACUCUGGUAAGCUGGAAAAGAUGGAAGAAAUAUAUGAGAUGGUAAGGGAUCAUGUUGAUCAUAAAGAAACUCCACUGAUUAGAGCCAUGAUAUGUGCAUACUGUAGGAGUUCUCAUGUUGCUAGGGUUGAAAAGGUCGAGAAACUGCUCAGACUGAUUCCUGAACACGAGUAUAGGCCUUGGUUGAAUGUUCUCUUGAUUUGUUUAUAUGCAACAGAGGAUUUGUUGGAGCAAAUGGAAAAUUCAAUUAAUGAGGCAUUUGAGCAUAAAGCCUAUGUCACAACUGUCGGCGUAAUGAAAUGCAUCAUCUCAAGUUAUUUCAGGCACAAUGCAGUGGACAAGCUUGCUGACUUUGUGCAGCGGGCAGAACAUGCAGGUUGGAAAGUGUGCCGAUCUCUUUACCAUUGCAAAAUGGUUAUGUACGCAUCACAGAUGCGCAUUUCUGAAAUGGAGAGGGUUCUUGAUGAAAUGGAUAGAGUAAAUAUGCACUUGUCGAAGAAAACAUUUUGGAUUUUGUACCAUGCAUAUCAAAGGUGGGGUCCACGAAAUAAGCUGGAGCAGGUUGUUGGAAUGAUGUGCAAACAUGGAUAUAAAGUACCUUUGGAUGCAUGCAAUUCAUUGUAAUACUUCCUUGAAUCGCAAAAGUCUGUUGGAAUUCCUGAGCAAGAACGAAACUGAUAAUAGUCCAAGGGUUGCUAUGAAAGAUGAAUUACAAGUUCCAUCAAAUUCAAAGAGCUUCCAUACAUUUCUUGGACGUUGCUAAGAUCCUCCCGCCUGAGGAGGACGUCAACUCCCAAUUAACCGAAGCCAUCCUUCACAUCAGUUUCGAAUCUCAUUAUACUGUGUUGCCUGGUGUUGUAUAAUAAAUAAGAGUGAUACAUGAUGAUCAUCUUCAAUUUGCAAGUAGAAAGACAUUUCCAGAUUGAUUCUUGUGAUCAUUCAUAUCUGAGAUUACCCCUUAUUGCCUCAAUCUUUUUCACCAGAAACCACACUGCUCAUUGUGUUUAAUGUACUAUAACUUCUCCACACUUUGUCAUAUUAGAGCCUCUUUACACCUCAAAAUUUCAAUGAAUUUGCAUUUUUGACU